AUGGGGGCUACCCAGAAAGGCCAUCAUUAUGUGAGACUUCACGCUAAAUGGGCCAACGGUCGCGAGAGACCAACGGUACAGGAAGCAGAAGCACGCAUCCACGAAAUCUACGACUCCGGCAAGGCAUUCUUUACAAAAAAGGCCAUCAGCAAUCUUUGGGCGCAGUGCCAACGCAACCCCCAACACGGCGACAAACUCACCACCACAGAUCUGAACGGCGACGAUGUCGAAAUCGAGACUCAGACCGGGCGAGUUAAAGAAUUUCUCAACGAAAAGGACGUGAAAGGGGCAUAUGUAUACAAAGAACUCGAGCUAAGUUACGUACCGCGAGCAUUAAUGCUCAGCCACCUCAGAUGGAGCGAAUAUGUAAACGAACAGAUCUACUGCUCUCUGGGCGUCGACCAGCGGACACAUCUCAUUGACAUAGAGACAAAGGAGAUGCUCCCUCCAUACCCGACCCUCGAGCCGGAGAUUGUAGCGCAACAUUUCGAAACAUGCAUGCAAGAGUGGAAAGAUAGUCAGACAUGUACCGACGUGCAGAAGUUGUUGUCGUCGUUUGCAAAAGAUCAUCGGAUCAACAAGAUUGUCGGGUUUGCUCUUGGUUCGAUGUCCUACAUAAAUCAAGGUCGGGGCGAUAAAGAACCUUACUACUGCAAGCGGAGUGCAUCGCAGCAUGCACUCCAACUCACUAUCAAGGAAUGGUUGCAUGGACGAGAUGGGGGAACGGCUGGGGGUAUCGCGUCUUACGUGCAGGAUCCAUGGUAUACUACGAUCGAUAAGGAGAUAUUGCACAACGCUGGACUCGAGGUAAUUGAUGAUCCGCGUGGUUGGCUGGAGGUGGAUGAGCAGUCUGUUGUGCUUUCCAUUGCGCCUAAUGUGGCUACCAAGGAGAUCAUUGCGGAUCUUGCUCGGCCGGCAAUUGUCAUUUGGUGUCGUGUCACCGAUCUGAAUCAUAUCACUAAGGAGGAGGGGAGCGUGACUGAUCCUGACUCGCCUCGGGUGAGGAAAAUGCUCGAGGGGUAUGAUAUUCACGAGUUUGGGCCGGAUACGACGCUAUUCUCGGACAUUGCGGUUUAUAUUCGGAAGUCGGCGGUUUGUGACAGUUUCAGUUAA
Molecule: messenger RNA, 1113 nt
Organism: Penicillium canescens
Lineage: Eukaryota; Fungi; Ascomycota; Eurotiomycetes; Eurotiales; Aspergillaceae
Product: SRR1 family protein
Exons: 3
Coding region: 1-1113 (370 amino acids)
Source: RefSeq, a predicted model, not a curated record